GCGGGGCCGGGCGGGCAGCGCGGAGGAGGAAGGCGACAAAAUGGCGUCGACGGAUUACAGUACCUACAGCCAAGCUGCAGCUCAGCAGGGCUACAGCGCCUAUGCACCCCAGCCAGCUCAAGGAUAUGCACAGACCACCCAGACGUACGGGCAGCAGAGCUACGGGACCUACGGGCAGCCCGCGGACGUCAGCUACAGCCAGCCCCAGAGCACGGCCACCUACGGGCAGACCGCCUACGCCACGUCCUACGGGCAGCCCCCGACCGGUUACAGCGCCCCCAGCGCGCCCCCCGCCUACCCCCAGCCCGUGCAGGGCUACGGCAGCGCCGCCUACGACACCAGCACGGCCACGGCCACCACCACCCCGACGUCCUACGCCGCGCCCGCCGCCUACGGCACCCAGCCCGCCUACCCGGCCUACGGGCAGCAGCCGGCCCCCGCCGCGCCCACCAGACCCCAGGAUGGCAGCAAACCAGCAGAGAGCAGCCAGCCCCAGUCCAGCACGACAGGCUACAGCCAGCCCAGCCUGGGCUACGGGCAGAGCAACUACAGCUACCCCCAGGUGCCUGCCAGCUACCCCAUGCAGCCCGUCACCGCUCCUCCCUCCUACCCCCCGACCAGCUAUUCCUCCACACAGCCAAGCAGUUACGAUCAGAGCACUUACUCCCAGCAGAGCAGCUACGGGCAACAGAGCUCCUACGGCCAGCAGACCAGUUAUGGGCAGCAGAGCAGCUACGGGCAGCAACCCCCUCCCACCAGCUACCCCCCUCCCAGCGCAUCCUACAGCCAGGCCCCCAGCCAGUACAGCCAGCAGAGCAGCAGCUACGGCCAGCAGAGCUCGUUCCGCCAGGACCAUCCCAGCAGCAUGAACAUGUACGGGCAGGAAUCCGGAGGCUUCUCCGGCCCAGGAGAGACCCGGAAUCUGAGCGGCCCCGAUAGCCGGGGCAGGGGACGAGGGGGAUAUGAUCGAGGAGGCAUGAGCAGAGGUGGGCGGGGAGGAGGACGCGGUGGAAUGGGGUUACAAAGUGAGAGCCUUGUAUACACCUCAAUACUUAAAAAGUACCCGUACUCAGUACUCAGCCGGCAGCAUAAUGAAAAGUGGGACUAGACACGGUGUCCAUAUGGAGAGGAAAAAUAUACAUAGAAUAUUUUUAACCCAAUGUAUUGAUUGUAUAAACGGAAUCCUUCUGUAACUUUUGGUAACUGCAUACUUGUUGUUUGGUAAUAAAACCAGAGGAGGGUAUACUACUACUUUAGAAUUGUGUAACGUUAAAAAAAAAAAAAAAAAAGAAAGAAAAAAAGAAGAAAAAGUGUAAAAAAAAAAAAGUUAUGUUUAAGAAAGAGAGACGUUACGUAAAUGGUGUGUACUUUUAACGAGAGGAGGCAAAGCUGCAUGCAACAGCUCGAAAUUCUGUAUUGACUUCUUUUUUUCCCAGUAUUAGAGGUGCAAUACUUGCUAGAAAAUUCACGGUGCUCUCCCUCCUCCACUCGGCUCCUUCCAAACGGCUCGUCUCACCCCCCACCAAAAACAAAACAAAACAAAAAAAGAGCGAGAAACAGCCCAAAUCCUUUUCCAGGUGGCAUUUUCCUACUUAACCACCACGCUCCAAAAGCGGUUUCAGCUGUGAAAGCCUCGGCCAAAGCUUUUGGUGAAAGCUGUGGCCUCGUUCCCAUUGGCGCCUGCCCAAAAGCCACGUGAGUGUGUCCACAAAGCUGCACCCCAGGCCUCGGAGCCCCCCGCUGCACUCUGUAAGUUCUCCCUCCAGAGAGUUGUUAAAUUCAGUAGUGACCUGAAAUGUAUGGCUUUCUUUUUGAGGGUUGCAGGGGCGCUGUCAGCUGGACUUUUGUGUCGUAGGUUCUCGCGUUGGGGUUGUCUCCUUUUGCACUGUUAAACUGUCAGGGACCCGCGGGCCCGGCGCCGCCACAGGCCGAGGGUGCACCUCCGUGGACACACCGAGGGGAGGGAGUUGACCACUGAAACACCCCCGAAUUUCUCUGAAACACACACCAAAAAAAACAACCCCCUUUCCCCCCUCCCUCGAUUUCUAACACAAAGCCCCUUUCUUUGCCAAGUAUUGCACCGAUGAUACCUGAGUAACGCCAGGGCACCGACGGCAAAGCGGUGCCUCGAGCCCACGCCAGGUUGCUUUAUACUGUAAAGAGCAUUUGAGCGAGCUGCCCUGAAGAAAGGCCUAGUGCCGAGAUGAGACAGAGACAGAGAGAUGUUUGGAGAUGUUUAGCCAGUGCCCUUCUCCCCUGUGAGCCGCAGAGGCUCAGAGCGGUGCUGGCUUUGUAAAGGGAAAGGCCUUCAUUUCUUCGUUUAUCCCCCCAGCAGCGCUGGAGAGCGAGGUGGCUUCAAUAAGCCUGGUGGUAAGUUUUUGAGCAUUACAAUGGAUAGUGUUAAAAAAAAAAAAAAGCAUUUGCAGACAGUUUUUUAGAACCAAGUGUAAUUUUGUUAUUCGUUUUAAGUGGUUUAAAAUGACAUAUGCAACCAGACUGUAAAUGGGUACUGCCGGCGACGCUAAGGGUUUUAAUGCGGUCACAGGACGCAGUGGAAGAGUUGAGCAACCACUCACUGUAAUUUGGGGAAAAGGAAUGGUUUGGAUGUAAUAAAUCUUUUCUUUUUAUAUUAAGUAACUUAUAGUAGCGAACUUAAAAAAACCGAUUGGCUUGGUAUAACAUUUAUUUUUUCGUUUGUGUUUUUUUUUAAAAAUCAGCGUAAUAGUCGGUUAACGGUUUGAGAGCUGCUAAAAAUCAGCGUGCUAGCGGUUAAUGGUUUGAAAAAGUGCUAAAAAAAAACCAAAAAAAAACCAAAAACC
Myiozetetes cayanensis is the source of this 2819-nucleotide messenger RNA. RefSeq names its product EWS RNA binding protein 1 (gene EWSR1). Lineage: Eukaryota; Metazoa; Chordata; Aves; Passeriformes; Tyrannidae. The record is from RefSeq and is a predicted model, not a curated record. Gene Ontology annotation, molecular function: RNA binding; transcription coregulator activity. Gene Ontology annotation, biological process: regulation of DNA-templated transcription. Gene Ontology annotation, cellular component: nucleus. Bases 41 to 1108 code for a protein of 355 amino acids. The transcript has 9 exons.